AUGGGGCGGCCGUCGACGAGUGAUGAGCAGGGAGGACGGUGCCGGCGCCACCCGAGGCACCGGCAAGCCACCGGAGUCUGUCCAUACUGCCUCCGGGAGUGCCUCUCCCACCUUUCCCACCACCACUACCCAUCUGCCACCGCUUACCUCUCCUCCUCCUCGCCUUGCUCCUCCUCCUCCGACUCGGAUGUCUCUUCCUCGGAGGAUUCCUCCCCCUUGCACCUCCAUGGCCUGGGAGGAGGGAAGGAAAAGGGGGAAAUCAAGAAAACGAGGAAGAAAGAGAAGGGCUGGUGGAAGGUGAUGAGUGGUUCGAAGAGGUCGUGGAGGAACAAGGAAGAGGGCCGCGGCGGAGCUAAUCUGAUGCAUUCACAGACCUUCAAAGAGAAGCAUUCAGCCAAGUGGGUCUUGUUUGCUUAA
Messenger RNA from Zingiber officinale, 417 nucleotides. RefSeq lists its product as uncharacterized. Bases 1 to 417 code for a protein of 138 amino acids. Lineage: Eukaryota; Viridiplantae; Streptophyta; Magnoliopsida; Zingiberales; Zingiberaceae. The record is from RefSeq and is a predicted model, not a curated record. The transcript has a single exon.